AUGACGAUGUCUGGCGAUGGUCAGGCCGGGGCUUCCCAGGUGGCUUUAGUAACAGGAGGAUACGACCACACUAUCAAACUAUGGCAGGCUCACAGCGGCGUUUGUUUACGUACUAUGCAGCACCCUGAUUCUCAAGUUAAUGACUUGGAAAUCAAUCCGAGUGGCCAAAUGGUAGCAGCGUGUGGUUAUCAGCAUAUACGAAUGUAUGACUUGGCAAGUGCCAAUCCUGAUCCUAUUAUUAAUUUUGAAGGAGUCACUAAGAAUGUUUCUCGUGUUGGCUUUCAGGAGAAUGGCCAGUGGAUGUACACUGGGGGUGAAGAUUGCACAGCAAGAAUAUGGGAUUUGAGGGCUGGAAGACAAUUUCAAUGUCAGCGAAUAUUUCAAGUGCCCGCACCAGUGAAUGCGGUAGUGCUGCAUCCGGAUCAAUCGCAAAUCAUGGUUGGAGGUCAAAGUGGCAUCAUUCAUAUUUGGGACUUGAAGACAGACCACAAUGAACAAUUGAUACCGGAAGCGGAGGCGUCAAUUCAAGACAUAGCUAUAGAUCCAGAGGGGAAGUUGAUGGCGUGUGUCAAUAACAAGGGCAACUGUUAUGUAUGGUCACUCGGGGGUUCCCCGCCGCGGCCGGUACCGCGCAAACAUCUCCACGCGCACAAUAAGUAUGCGCUUAGGUGCAACUUCAGUUUGGACUCAACUAUGCUAGUGACGACAUCUGGCGACUGUUCAGCGAAGGUUUGGAGCACCAAGGAUUGGUCCCUAAUCCGUGAAUUGAGACAUGACUCACAGCGUUGGGUUUGGGACGCCGCCUUCACUAUCGAUUCUCGGUACCUCUUCACUGGUUCUUCGGACAGUUAUGCACGAUUAUGGGAUCUAGAGAAGGGGACGCUCGAGCGGGAGUAUUGCGGACAUCAAAAACCAAUCACAGCGCUUGCUUUUAGAGAUCAGGCUGUAUAA
Molecule: messenger RNA, 951 nt
Organism: Leptosia nina
Lineage: Eukaryota; Metazoa; Arthropoda; Insecta; Lepidoptera; Pieridae
Source: the annotation of a GenBank genome assembly